AUGAUGAACGAAGCGAUCGAGGAGGACCUGUCAUAUGAGGAUUUGAGGAAUGAUGAAGUUGACCUCAUUAACAUCGGUGCAGUCGAUGUGGAAGGAGAAGAAGAGGACGAGGAAGAGGGAGAAGAAAACUCAAGCUACAAUAGCAGUGACAAAACGAAUGUCUCCUCAGAUGUGCAGUUAAUAAAAUUCAAGGAGCAAAAUAUUUCCUACUACAAAAGAUUUUACGCCAACAAAAGUAUCUACUGUGUGAAUUCCUUUAAGAAGUGGAUCUACUUUGGGAGUAUCAACAACAGCUGCUACUUGUAUAACAAUUUCGAUGACGACCUCAGGAAUUUCGUACACGAGGGGGUUAGCGGUGUUAACUUGGUUAGUAGUAUUAACCCGAAAAUCAGUCUACAGAAUUUGAAGCACCACAAGUACACGGACACCGUAACAAACAUAAAGUUCUCCAAAAGUUACAUGUACAUUGCCCUGUCUAUAUACAAUGGGGAUAUCUACAUCUACAACAAUAAUAAUAUGAACAAAUCAGAAAUCUUAAAUUACAAUAUUACAAAUUUUAAAAAUAAUAUUAACAAUAGUAAUUCUUUGCUUCACAUUUACAACUGGAAUGUUCACAUGAGUAAUUUUAAAAAGGAAGAAAAUGAGUGGAUUACUGAGGACAUGGAUUUUGUAAAUAUGCUAACCAUUAAUGAUGCAAAUAAUAAGAAGGAUAUUGAGUACUUUAUGUUUUGUCCCUUUAAUGAGGAAAUCCUUUUAAGCAUUUAUUUGGACUCUCCAAAUAUAUAUAUAUGGAAUAUUCGACAGAACACCCCUAUUAGCAUUACCUACACGGUGCAUAUCCCUACGUUCAUCAACAUUUGUAAUUAUGGGAACAACUUUUAUCUGAUCGCUGGGUUCCACAGUGGAGAGACACAUGUGUACGAUUAUAAUGUGUACAAUAUGAAAAAGCGUAAUGAGGGUAAGAAACAUGAGUAUAGAUUUAAGGGUGAAAGCGGAAACGGGAACGGUUCGGAACAACAACAAUUGAACCAGUCGCAUUCUGCACAUAAAAUUAUGAGCGAAGAACUGGACAAUUGCAAUGAUGUACUCUGCAUCGACAAUAAUCUUUCGAAUGAAAUUUACGUAGCUACGCACCGAAACGUAAUUCAAAUUUGCAGCGUGAACAACAACAGUGUCAUCAGCACGUAUCAGAACCUGCACACGGACCUGGUGGACUACUGUCUCUUCAACAACAAGCGCAAUAAUAUUUUCGCGUCAUCUUCCCUCGACAAUAGCAUCAUUGUGUACGACUACCAUUCCAAAAAAUACAUUAACAAGUUUAUUGUGAACUACGAUUUUAAUAAAGUUGACACAAACGACCAAAUGGAAAAAGGAAUCAACUUCCUCAGAUGGAUUAACACAAACCUGCUCCUUUUUUCAAGUCUUAAUGGAAACAUUUAUAUUUAUGAUAUUCGGUCUAGGAAGUGCAUCCAUCAGUUCUACAGUCAUACGGAUACAAUAUUCAACGUGCACUUGUCCCUACAUUUGUAUGACCAGAAAAAAAUUUUGUCCAUUCUAACCGCCAGUGACGAUCGCUCCUCAAACAUGCAUUUCCUGGACAUCUCCGAUUUUAUCUAG
Molecule: messenger RNA, 1617 nt
Organism: Plasmodium knowlesi strain H
Lineage: Eukaryota; Apicomplexa; Aconoidasida; Haemosporida; Plasmodiidae
Product: WD repeat-containing protein, putative
Exons: 1
Coding region: 1-1617 (538 amino acids)
Molecular function (GO): protein binding
Source: RefSeq, a predicted model, not a curated record